Plasmopara halstedii is the source of this 696-nucleotide messenger RNA. Its product is annotated as retroelement pol polyprotein. Lineage: Eukaryota; Oomycota; Peronosporomycetes; Peronosporales; Peronosporaceae. The transcript has a single exon. The record is from RefSeq and is a predicted model, not a curated record. Bases 1 to 696 code for a protein of 231 amino acids.
AUGCGUCAUGAAGACGAUGAUGAAGAGAUGGAGUUGGGCAUCAUGAAUGUCAAAAUCAACAAUGUAACGGUUUCGGACAACUCCAGCGAACUAAUUCGAAAGGAUGCCUAUAUUGGAGGCAAACAAGUCAAAGAGCUGAUCGACAGCGGUGCUGAUCACAACAUCAUUCGACCGCAUUUGGGCCAGAACCUCUAUCAGAGGAGGACAGUGCGUGUGAUGAGAUUCGAUGGAAGCUCGACAGACAAGAUCAAGAUGGAAGGACAAGUCUACAAAGACGUGGUAUUGACAGAGUGGGAACUGACAGAGCAACAAGACAUUAUUCUCGGAAAGCCUUGGCUUGUCCAGUACAAUCCAAGAAUCGAUUGGAGGACUCAUACGAUUGAGUUACCGACUUUCUUAGCUCCUGUCGAGUCAGAAGAGUUUAAAGAACGCGUAAAUCAAGGAUACUAUGCCAAAGUCUACUCAAUGAGCAUCAAGAAGAAGGAGACCGAGCCAGUGCCGGCUCCAAUCCACCAAGUGCUGGACGAGUUUCCCCAAGUCUCUCCAGAUCAAUUGCCGGAUGUCUUGCUCUGGCGGCAAGACAUCCGACAUGAGAUCUUGCUAAAGCAGGACGCCAAGCCGUCCACCGGAGCGCCAUUCCGCCUGUCCAAGGUGGAGCAAGAAGCUCUGGAUAACUUUGUGGACGACUUGGUAUAG